Messenger RNA from Bufo bufo (common toad), 1251 nucleotides. Its product is annotated as zona pellucida-like domain-containing protein 1. Lineage: Eukaryota; Metazoa; Chordata; Amphibia; Anura; Bufonidae. Gene Ontology annotation, cellular component: cell surface. The coding region runs from base 1 to 1251 and encodes 416 amino acids. The transcript has 10 exons. The record is from RefSeq and is a predicted model, not a curated record.
AUGGAAUCGAUAUGGUUGUUACUGCUGUUGUCAGUUUACAUGUUACCAGUGGGUACACAGUUUAAUGGAUACAACUGUGAUGCUAGUCAACAUAGCAGAUUUCCAGCGGAAAGAGAUAUCAGUGUCUACUGUGGCGUGCAGACAAUAACCAUGAAGAUAAACUUUUGCACAGUUCUCUUUUCCGGUUAUUCUGAAACAGACUUAUCACUUAAUGGGAAACAUGGAGAUGCUCAUUGCAGAGGCUUCAUAAACAAUAAUACCUUCCCUGCAGUGGUUAUUUUUACCAUCAACCUGAGCACCUUGGAAGCUUGUGCAAAUAACCUAGUGGUGUCAACUAUGCCUGGACUUAAUGCUUAUGGGAAUAUAUCAAUGGUUCAAAUAGGAAAUAUUUCAGGAUAUAUAGACACACCAGACCCACCUACAAUUAUUAGCUAUUUGCCUGGACUUUUGUACAAGUUUAGCUGCAGUUAUCCUUUGGAGUAUUUGGUCAACAACACUCAGCUUGCUUCAUCCUCAGCUGCUAUUUCUGUAAGAGAUGGGAAUGGUACAUUCAUCAGCACAUUGAAUUUACUUCUCUAUAAUGAUUCAACCUACAGCCAGCAAUUGCUAAUUCCUAGCACUGGAUUGCCAUUGAAAACAAAAAUAUAUGCAGCAGUGAGAGCAACCAACCUUGACGGACGGUGGAAUGUUUUAAUGGACUAUUGCUAUACAACACCUUCUGGUAAUCCAAAUGAUGACAUCAGAUAUGAUCUGUUCCUCAGCUGUGAUAAAGACCCGCAGACAACUAUUUUUGAAAAUGGCAAAAGUCAAAUGGGAAGAUUUUCCUUUGAAGUGUUCCGGUUCGUCAAACAUAAAAACCAGAAAAUGUCCACUGUUUUCUUGCACUGCGUAACCAAAUUAUGUAGAUCAGAUGACUGCCCAUAUUUAACACCUACGUGCCACAACAGGGAAAGAAGAGAUGUACAUAUAAAGACUACGCUUGCCCCACAAAUUCUUUCUGGAAAUGCUGUUGUAUCUGCUGGACCCAUUAUUACAAGAAGCGAUGAAACACCCACAAAUAACUCAGAACUUGCUCAGCCACAAAAUAUGCAAUUUCAGAUGAAUUCAAUUACCAGUGCACUUAUCUCAGGAGUAGUAAUCCUCGGUGUCACCAGCAUCUGCUUUUUUGUAAUCUCCCUUGCACUCCUGAACAGAAAUAAGAAAAACAGUUUGAUUUUAUGUGGAGUCCGAAACCAAGCUUUCAGUUCAUGA